Molecule: messenger RNA, 3028 nt
Organism: Rhineura floridana
Lineage: Eukaryota; Metazoa; Chordata; Lepidosauria; Squamata; Rhineuridae
Gene: ACTMAP
Product: actin maturation protease
Exons: 6
Coding region: 232-1137 (301 amino acids)
Source: RefSeq, a predicted model, not a curated record
CACGACUGCUCCGCAGGGAAAGAGGCGCUUGUGCACCUGAAGCCUCAUUGGUCAGCUCCUCCCGGCGUGACCUUUGGCCUCGCCUUCCCUCCGUGCGGCUCUGAUGAAGCUAGGCGCGGCCUUCGGCGGCGUGUGGGCGGCUUGCUCUCUGGCCGGGGCCGCCACUUGCAGGCGCUGCGGCAUGGCACCCCUUGGCCUCCCCUCCCCCAGGCAGCCCCGCUGAGCAGAAGCAUGUACCGCGCCCCGGAGGGCGGCCCCGCGCUAGCCCCUCUCUUGGCCCCAGCGCCCCCUCCCCUUCCGGCCCCGCCGCCCCCCCGGCCGUGUGGGGCUCAGCUCCUGAAGGCCGCGCUGGAGCAAGCUGGCACCGGGGACCAGGACGGGGUUCGGGAGCUCCUGAGGCGCAGGAAAGCCAGCUUCAGUGAGCAUUUAAAGUGGCUUCUUUUCAACAACCCUGUGCCUUCCUUAAUCCAGGAGGGCCCCCAAUGUGGUCUGGUGGCCCUGUGGAUGGCUGGGGCUCUCCUCUCUCUGCCCAAGGCUAUUUCCUUGGAGAGAAUUGUGCAGGUGGCUUUGGAGAGAGGCUACACAGCCCAGGGGGAAAUGUUCUCAGCUGCCAACAUGUCCAGGCUUGCUGAGGAGGUGUUGCCCUGCCAGACGGAGCUGCUCUCUGGAGGCCUGGAGGGAGAAAACUACGGAAGGAUCCUUCAGCAUCUCAGUGCUGGCUUCCCUGUGCUGAUACCCUAUGAUGAAGACUCCAACCACGAGCCCUGCCUCCGGAAUGGCUACAAGGCUCACUGGGCCAUUGCCUCAGGAGCUCUGCUUGGACUAGAGGGCAACUUCCAACUGGCUACCUGCCAGGAGGACAAGGAGAUUCCGGGACUCUUCCAUGCCAGCCCAAGGGUCUCGACCCUCCCCCUGCAUGCCGUGGCAGAGACAUAUUUGCUCUCCAAGCAGGGGAAGAGUGGCCGCUACCAGCUGUGGAGAUAUUCUCAGGUGCAGGCAAGCAACAGCCAGCUGACGGACUUCAGUCCCAAGCGGGCAGCUGACGGCAAGGUCUACAUUGUGCCAGCAGGGGGAGUGCGGGAGGGGCUGUGUGGGAAGGCGGUGCUUCUGCAGCCAGCAGGCUCCCAACCAUACUGAGUGGGCAGGGCGGCGAGCCUUGGGGAAUGGACAGGCUGAUUUCCAAAGCUGCUACCAAAGCCAACCUUACCAGGACCUUAGACGGCCUUUAAAAGAGGAUUACUUAAAUGCAUGGACACUGAUAGGACUUCAGCAGCAGCUAUUAGGCAUGAUAGCUAUAGAACCUCCAUGUGCAGAGGCAGUAUAUCACUCAAUACCAGCUGCUGGGGGCAAACAGGAGAGCUAUUGCUUUUGCCUUGGUGCUUUAUGAGGUUCCCAGAGGCGUCUGGUGCGGUUGGCCAUGUUGGGAAAGGAGAUGCUGGAACAGAUGGACUUGGGCAAGGGGAAGGCAGAUUUCAGGUGCCGCUGAGAGCAGUAGACAGAUCAUGUAACUCACUAAUCCACCAGCAGGAAGCUCUCCUGUAUAAACCGCCUUGGAUGGGAACAGGAACUGCCCUAGAAGUGUGUCAUGGAAAAUGGAAAUGGACUGCCUUCAAGUUGAUCAUGCUAGGGUGCUGUGAGAUAUCCAUCUUUUGGGAGCCCAAAGGCCCCAUCCCAAAGGAGCCAGCCUGUUACAGCUCUGAAUGAGUCACUGAGGCAGCCUCCAUCACGUCUUCUGGGGAUGGAUAGUUCACCCAUAAUUCUGCAUUGGGUAAGUCUAAAGCAUUCAUUCGCUCCCAGUAUGGUGACUCUGCAACAUUAGCCACUCUCUGAGUCAGUGCGCGCAGAACUGCAAGUCACUCAGAAACGCGAGAGGGACAGCUUUUGCUUUCAGAUACUCCAAAAGGUAUCACUUCUUGGUGAAAGAGUGACCCAGGCCUCCAGUUUUAAUUUGGAAUAAGUGUACCCAAAUCAGGAAAAGGCCCCGUCCUGUUUUGUGGAGGGGAGCAUGGAGGAUUCUCCCUUUGGAAAGGGCACUCUAGCCAACUCUGCACCCAGGAGGACCAGCCCUCCCUGCUGCAGAACCAUGUUUUAUGCAUCUGCCAGGGCAAUAGCAUUAAUUUCAUUUUAAUGUGCAGAGUCAGCCCUGCCCCACAGCCCAAGUGGCCUUGCUGAGGCCUCACAUUUCCUGGGACAGGCAGAAGGAAACAGUAGCCCUUCAUUGCUGCAUUCCCAGAAUAGCAUGUUGUCAAAGAAAAAAUGUCUGGAAUUUCCUUUAGUUUGGUUUAAUGCCAAUAAUGAUGGCAAUGAUGGGGCUUUUUUAAAAACAAAACUUAUACACAACUAGAAUAAGCCAAGUUGGGGGAGUGAAAGAUAAAUUUAUUCUUGAGUGUUUUUUAAACCAUGCUUUGUUGAUCCUCCGUGGCGCAGAGUGGUAAGCGGCGGUAACGCAGCCGAAGCUCUGCUCACCGCAGGAGUUCGAUUCCAACAGAAGGAGGAAGUCGAAUCUCCGGUAAAAGGGGUCGAGGUCCACUCAGCCUUCCAUCCAUCCGUGGUUGGUAAAAUGAGUACCCGGCAUAUGCUGGGGGGUAAAGAAAGGCCAGGGACGGAACUGGCAAUCCCACCCCAUAUAUACGGUCUGCCAAGUAAACGUCACAAGACGGCACCCUAAGAGUCGGAAACGACUCGCACUAUAAGCGCGGGGACACCUUUACCUUUUGUUGACAAAACAGUAUUAAGCAUUUUGAGGGCCUGUGUAUACAGCAGAGAAAAGAAGAUGGCCCUGGAUUGGGGGCAGGGGAGGGAAUGUAAGGUCAAGUCCUGCCUCUGGCGUGGAGUGAGUGUCCGGCCAGCCCUUGGCGUAACUCACUUCUCUCCACCUCAGUUUCCCCACAGCUUUAAACGGGUGACUUCUUCACAAUGCUGUAUGUUUAUUCUGAGUGUAAAUGCAGAGAUUGUAAAGUGCUCUAGAGAAUUAAAAACACUUCAGUGAAAAAACAGGAAAGAAAAAAUAAAUUGGUUUCUAGAGAAA